AUGGCUUCAAUUCUGGAACAUAUUCCCCUGCCCAGCGUGGACCGCCCCUUCGGCAUCCACCUGUGGCCCAUCUUCGACAAGGCUUGGACUGCUGUCGUCGGCUACCCUGCCGCCGACUUCAAGUUUGUGCCUUUCGAGACGCCCAUGUCGACUCUCAAGUCGACUUCCAUCUUCAUCGUCGUCUACUAUGCCAUCAUCUUUGGUGGCCGCGCCCUCAUGCGCAACCGCGAGCCCUUUCAGCUCAAGACGCUGUUCCUCAUCCACAACUUUUAUCUGACCGCCAUCAGCGGCAUCCUCCUAGCUCUCUUCAUUGAGCAGCUUGUUCCCACGGUUGUCCGCGGCGGCGUCUUCCACGCCAUCUGCGACCACUCUGGCGGUUGGACUCAGCCUCUUGUUGUCCUUUACUACGUAAGCCUCUGGCCAUUGGUCCACUUGAACUACCUCACCAAGUAUCUUGAGCUCCUCGACACCGUCUUCCUGUUCCUCAAGAAGAAGCCCCUCACCUUCCUUCAUUGCUACCACCACGGCGCCACUGCUCUGCUCUGCUACACGCAGCUCAUCGGUUCGACUGCCGUCUCGUGGGUUCCCAUCACGCUCAACCUGACAGUCCACGUCGUCAUGUACUGGUACUACUUCCAGAGCGCCCGCGGCAUCCGCAUCUGGUGGAAGGAAUGGGUGACCCGUCUCCAGAUCAUCCAGUUCAUCAUUGACCUCGGCUUCGUCUACUUUGCCUCGUACACCUACUUCACGUCGACUUACUUCCCCUCGAUGCCCAACGCUGGCAAGUGUGCCGGCGAGGAGUUUGCCGCUUUCGCCGGUAUCGGUAUCCUGUCGUCGUACCUGGUGCUCUUCAUCUCGUUCUACUUUGCCACGUACAAGAGGGGCAGCAAGCAGACGACGCGCAAGUCGCUCCGCCGCAUGUCACAGGCUCCUCUCCCCGACCCCCUCGCUGUCGCUGGCCAUGCCAAUGGCAAGACAAAUGGUGCUACGGCAACUGGCGCCAAGACCAACGGCGUGACUACCCGGUCCCGCAAGGCGUAA
Messenger RNA from Cordyceps militaris CM01, 1041 nucleotides. RefSeq names its product elongation of fatty acids protein 3. NCBI's taxonomy places the organism in Eukaryota, Fungi, Ascomycota, Sordariomycetes, Hypocreales, Cordycipitaceae. Gene Ontology annotation, biological process: fatty acid elongation, monounsaturated fatty acid; fatty acid elongation, polyunsaturated fatty acid; fatty acid elongation, saturated fatty acid. Gene Ontology annotation, cellular component: endoplasmic reticulum membrane. The record is from RefSeq and is a predicted model, not a curated record. The coding region runs from base 1 to 1041 and encodes 346 amino acids. Gene Ontology annotation, molecular function: fatty acid elongase activity. The transcript is spliced from 3 exons.